AGUACUAUGUACUUGUGAUUAUAUGCAUAUGUACAUAAAAGUGUUUGCCAUUACUUGUAGGUGUGCAUAACAUUUGCCGGGUCCAUUGCCAAAAAACAGUUUUCUAUUUGCGUUAUUUCGCUUCUGCUUUCUAAGUAGACAGAGUGUGCUCGUCUUUUGUGGUGUGUCAUUAGUUUUACCGUAUGCAAGCGGUGUCUGCAGUGAGCAUAGUGCUGAUUUCUAAGAAAAUAUUCGCAAAACAAUCGCGAGAAUGCAGUUUAAUUUGAUAUGAAGUGAUGACUUCGAUUCGAAAAAAAUUAUAAUAAAAUAAAAAUAGUGCGUAACCGAUUUACAAAAAGUAAAAGCAAAAUAGUUUGUGCCAAUAAUAGAACAAAGUGCAUGAAAACACGACGAACCCACAAAUAGAAACCGUAAAAACAUAAAAAAGUGUAAAACGAAAUGCAAUCAGUGAAAACGAACGAUUUGCCGGAGAAUCCGCGCGAGCAUGCCAAUGUGUUAUCAGCUCUUUCCUUUUGGUAUACGCUACCCAUAUUUUUUAAAGGUCGUAAAAAGACUCUCGACACGAAAGAUUUAUACAAAGCGUUGACGGUGCAUAAAUCAGAAACCCUUGGUAAUGAUAUGAGUGCAUCAUGGGAGCGGGAACUGAAAGGUAAGGAGACAUCGAAGAAGGAGCCGAGCCUACUUAGAGCCACAAUCCGUGUCUUUGGUUGUCGUUAUGCGCUCUUGGGUCUAGUCCUGCUGAUACUUGAAUUGGGUCUCAGAGCUUUACAGCCUCUUUUUUUACUGGGUCUAAUUGCGUACUACUCGCAAGGGGAGGAGAACAUAAACACGGCUUACAUCUAUGCAGCCGGUAUAAUACUUUGUAGUGCUUUAAAUGUGAUCAUCAUGCAUCCCUACAUGUUGGGCACCAUGCACGUGGGCAUGAAAAUACGUGUGGCUAUGUGUAGCAUGAUUUAUAGAAAGGCGCUGCGCUUAAGCCGCACAGCCUUGGGCGAGACCACCGCCGGGCAGGUGGUUAAUUUGAUAUCAAACGAUGUGGGUCGCUUGGAUUUGGCGAUGAUUUUCGUACAUUACCUUUGGAUUGGCCCAAUCGAGACAAUCUUUAUCACCUACUUAAUGACAAUAGAGAUCGGUGUUGCGGCCACUUUCGGUGUGGCCUUCAUGUUAGCUUUUAUUCCGCUUCAAGGUUGGCUGGGCAAGAAGACGUCAGUGUUACGCUUGCGUACCGCUUUACGUACAGAUGAGCGUGUGCGCAUGAUGAACGAAAUCAUCUCGGGCAUACAGGUGAUCAAAAUGUAUGCGUGGGAAAUACCAUUCGGCAAGAUGGUGGCCUAUGCGCGCAGAAAGGAAAUCAAUGCUAUACGUAAGGUGUCGUAUAUACGUGGUAUACUGUUAUCGUUCAUCAUGUUUUUGACGCGCGUCUCCGUUUUUCUAAGUUUGGUUGGUUAUGUACUGCUGCAACAGGUGCUGACGCCGGAGAAGGCCUUCGUCAUUACAGCUUAUUAUAAUAUUUUGCGCACCACAAUGACCGUUUUCUUUCCACAAGGUAUUUCACAGUUGGCUGAGGCCUUAGUGUCCAUUAAACGCAUACAAAAAUUCAUGCUAUACGAAGAGACUGACAUCGUUGAUAAAUCCGUCGAUAAUCCCAACUACCCUGGCAGUAACCAAUCCACCGUUGUGAAAGACGACGAAAAAUCAUUGAAUAGAAAAGAGGCGGAAAAGGUAUUCGCAUCCAAUGGGCACGCAACAUUGUCGGAGGCUGGCAUUGUAAUGAGCCAUGUGAAGGCUAAAUGGGAUUCUAACUCAGCGGAAUACACAUUGGACGAUGUGAAUUUGCGCGUGCAACCCGGCACAUUGAUUGCAAUUAUCGGACCAGUGGGUUCGGGAAAAUCGAGUUUAGUACAAAGCAUACUCGGUGAAUUACGACCGGAGUCGGGUACCAUAAAGGUGAAUGGCACUUUCUCUUACGCCUCGCAAGAACCUUGGCUUUUUACCGGCACCGUACGCCAGAAUAUACUCUUUGGCCAGCCAAUGAAUAGACGUCGCUAUCAGCAAGUGGUAAAGAAGUGUGCACUGGAACGCGAUUUCGAGCUACUACCCUACGGCGACAAGACGAUUGUGGGCGAACGUGGUGCCUCGCUAUCUGGUGGACAGAAGGCACGUAUUAGCUUGGCGCGCGCAGUAUACCGUGAAACCUCAAUCUAUCUGCUGGACGAUCCACUGAGUGCGGUAGACACUCACGUGGGCCGUCAUCUCUUCGAUCAGUGUAUGCGCGGUUUUCUGCGCGAACACAUCGUGGUGCUGAUCACACAUCAAUUGCAGUUCCUACAGCAGGCCGAUCAAAUUGUUAUCAUGGAAAAAGGACGUGUAAGCGCCGUGGGCACAUAUGACUCAUUGCGGGAAUCCGGUUUAGAUUUCGCAAACCUCUUGGCUGAUCCCGAGAAAGAGGAGGCGGUAGAGGAAAAGUCGCGCUCGCGGUCCAGUAGCAAAGUUUAUAGCAAUCGCCGAAAUAGUGAGGCCUCGCUGAAUUCUGUAGCAGACUCAUAUGUUGAAGAAACACCAAUGCAACAGCAAGAGACACAAGAGGAGGGCAAAAUUGGUUUGGCAUUAUAUCAGAAAUAUUUCCGUGCCGGUGGCGGUUUUCUCACAUUCUUUAUCAUGUUGUUCUUCUGUAUGUUGUCGCAGCUGCUUGCUUCAGGCGGUGAUUGGUUUUUGGCCUACUGGGUAGCCAAAAAGGGUCGCGAUGGUAAGAUGUAUUCAGCUAACAUCAAUGAGACGCGCAUCGAUGACACUUUCGAUAGUUUCAACGAUACGACUACACUGCCGUCAACAGCGCUACCUGAACAGGAAUCGACAUUCAUGACUCUGUUGCGCGAUGUAGGUGUCGACAUGGAUGCUGAAAUGUUGGAUAUUUACAUAUUUACCGGCAUAACCGUGGCUACGGUUGUCAUCACGCUCGCGCGUAGCUUCCUCUUCUUCAAUGUGGCCAUGAAAGCUUCCACUAAUCUGCACAACUCCAUGUUCCGCGGCAUCACGCGCGCUGCGAUGUACUUUUUCAACACAAAUCCCGCCGGUCGCAUAUUGAAUCGCUUCUCUAAGGAUAUGGGUCAGGUCGAUGAGAUAUUGCCAUCAGUUAUGAUGGACGUCAUACAGAUAUUCCUUUCCCUUUUCGGCAUUGUUGUUGUUAUUGCCGUUGUGAAUCCAAUCUUCCUACUGCCAACAGCUAUAUUGGCAAUAUUCUUCUACUACUUGAGAUCGUUCUACUUGCAGACGUCAAGAGAUGUUAAGCGAUUGGAGGCAAUAACGCGUUCACCCAUCUACUCCCACAUGGCUGCCUCGCUUUCUGGCUUGUCGACGAUACGCGCGUAUGGCGCUCAACGUGUGCUCAUCUAUGAGUUCGACAACUAUCAGGACCUGCACAGCUCCGCAUUUUAUAUGUUCAUCUCCACAUCACGCGCAUUCGGCUACUGGCUUGACUGUUGCUGCAUUAUCUAUAUUGCCAUAAUAACACUGAGUUUUUUCCUCUUUCCACCGGCUAAUGGCGGCGAUGUGGGCUUGGCCAUCACACAGGCCAUGGGCAUGACGGGCAUGGUGCAAUGGGGCAUGCGUCAAUCAGCUGAGUUGGAGAACACCAUGACCGCAGUGGAGCGUGUAGUAGAGUAUGAUGACAUCGAGCCGGAGGGUGAGUUGGAAUCGUCUGCCGAUAAGAAACCACCAAAAACCUGGCCAGAAGAAGGUAAAAUCGUCUUUGAUGAACUAAGUCUGCGCUACUUCCCUGAUCCAAAGGCCGAGUAUGUGUUGAAAUCACUAAAUUUUGUGAUCAAACCUCGCGAAAAAGUGGGCAUAGUGGGACGCACUGGUGCGGGCAAGUCAUCGCUUAUCAAUGCGCUUUUCAGGCUCUCAUACAAUGAUGGUUCGAUAGUUAUCGACUCACGUGACACCAAAGAAAUGGGUUUGCAUGAUUUGCGCAGCAAAGUCUCAAUUAUACCACAGGAGCCAGUGCUCUUCUCCGGCACUAUGCGUUACAAUUUGGAUCCAUUCGAUGAGUAUACGGAUGCCAAAUUGUGGGAGGCGCUUGAAGAGGUUAAAUUGAAGAAUGUCGUUGCUGAGUUGCCUAGUGGUCUGCAAAGUAAAAUCUCUGAAGGCGGCGCCAACUUCAGUGUUGGUCAACGUCAAUUAGUUUGCUUAGCACGCGCUAUACUACGUGAGAAUCGUGUUUUGGUAUUAGACGAGGCCACCGCGAAUGUGGAUCCACAGACGGAUGCGCUCAUACAGCUGACCAUCAGAGAUAAAUUCAAAAAUUGCACUGUACUCACAAUCGCACACAGGUUGAACACGGUUAUGGAUUCGGACAAGGUGUUAGUCAUGGACGCUGGUCAAGUGGUGGAGUUUGGCACGCCAUAUGAGCUCUUAACAAAGAGCGAAGCGAAGAUUUUCCACGGCAUGGUGCAGCAAACGGGCAAGUCUACGGCUGAAAAUCUAACUAGAGUUGCGCAGAAAGCGCACGAAUUGAACUUGAAAUCGAAAAUGGAGUAAAAGCGUUGCUGUGUCUAGUAACUAAGAAUUGUACUCAAUUUGAAUGAGUUUGCCAAGCGAAAACGCAACUUUUUUAUUCUAGUGGAAUUUUGUAGUUGCAUUAACUCCGUCACACAUGUACAUUCGUGUCUAUGGACUUUUGACAAAAGAACUGCUGCUCGUGAUUACGCUAUAAGCAAGCCCUUCAAACCUUAAGAGUGUAUAUAUGUAAAUUUUAUUUUCUUUGCUUUUGUGAAAAGUCCAGAUCAACCGAUAUAGUGCAUAAAUUCGCUACGCACAUACAUACAUAAACUUAUAUAUGUAGUUAGGGUAGCGUGUACUUUUAAGCACAAAUGCAAAUAAGCACUUGUAAUUCUAAUUUUUAAUUAUUUUAUUUUAUCGCUAUCAUUUGUAGUUGUUGUAAGUGUUAAAGUGAUUUUGUGUAAUAGCUUUAAGUAAAUAAGUAUAUACAUACCUACAUACAUACAUAUGUCAUUUUAAACAUGCCGCACUGAAGUGUCAUUUACGAUCAACAUACAUAUAUACAUAAAUAUAUAUUUCCAUAAGCAUAUUCAUAUAUUUUAUAUAAAAUGUAUUUGCCUUUUUUGUAUUUGUAUUUGUAUUUGUAUAAUAAUACAAGUUAAUGUACUGCUAAAAUAUAUUUCUUAUGAUAUUUAAAAUUAAUGUAAACGAAAAUUAAAAAAAUAAUGAAACAAUAAAUAUACAUUGAAAAUGUGCCUUUACAUAAGUUUAUAAGAAACAAAAUUACCAAUUUAUGUAUAGUAUACGGAUAUGUGUAUAUGGAAAAUGAAAUAGUAUGUGCUGUCAUUGUUUCCACUGCAAAUAAACGUCCGAAAAUUGAAAUGAUCAAACUUUAA
This is a messenger RNA of Bactrocera tryoni, 5393 nucleotides long. RefSeq names its product probable multidrug resistance-associated protein lethal(2)03659. The record is from RefSeq and is a predicted model, not a curated record. Bases 439 to 4536 code for a protein of 1365 amino acids. Gene Ontology annotation, molecular function: ATP hydrolysis activity; ABC-type transporter activity; ATP binding. The transcript is spliced from 13 exons. Gene Ontology annotation, cellular component: membrane. Gene Ontology annotation, biological process: transmembrane transport. Lineage: Eukaryota; Metazoa; Arthropoda; Insecta; Diptera; Tephritidae.